UUAGUUGAAGGACGAGAGGUGAAGGGAACGAACGCUACGAGUGAUCAACUCUCCGACAAACAGGGCUGAGCGCAAAGCAAAAAAGCGGCCAAAUUCAUGCUUCUACUUGCGCCCAUUCCCGUUUAAGAACCAAGAAAUUAUCCCGUCGUCGCUCUUCCCGCAACUUACUAUUAACGCGGCUACGCCCGAUUGUGAGUGAUGAUGACUAGUCCGCGGGAUAGUGCAACCUCUCGACUCCGUCAGACGCUCAAUCCACUUCGGACGACGGCUUUAGGCGGGUUUCACAAUCAGUUCAGCACACCGCAGUCCGCUGUCUCAAUUAGUUCAUCGCACAACUUCGCUGGAAUUCAUACGCCGGCUAGCUCUAUACAACCUUACAAUCCCCAACAAUGGGGGCCUUCUCCUGCGGUCGGCCCAGAGCGAACGCAUCAACUCCCCCCGCCAUCAGCGCUGCGCGAAUCGCAAGUCCCGGCACCGCCACCGCCUUAUUCUCCUCCUCGUAGCCAAAGGCCAAAUGGUGGUGUUCAUGAGACGUCGCCAGCGAAUAUAUCUGCUGUGCGAGUCCCCGCUUCGAGUGCUCAUCGUCCUUCACCAGAGCAGCCGAACAAUCCAAGCUUUCCCCCACCGCCGGGGGCAAAUGGACGCGGCGGCUCUCGCGAGAGGCGUUUUGGCCUUCCUUCAUUAACUAGACGAAGAGAUCGAGCGGCUGCCGAGACUACAUCACCUCCCGAUCCUCACCCCCCAGCCUCGUUAUGUCGCACCCAGACCCUCGCAGUACAAAUUCCCACACCUAUUCAUCCCACGGAAAACAACUUAUCUGCUAUUCCCCCCAGCGCGCGGAGAGCGGCAUCCGCGAGUGCUAUUGACACGCCUACCUCAGCUCGAUCCAGAUCAGCCUCUCAGUCGAGAUGGGAACCCGGCAUGCCUUUACCCCCGCCUCCACCAGGCCCUCCUCCACCACAGUCUAGGUCUCAGAGUCUAAGUAGGACUACUGAGCCUAUUGUCUCUCCACCAACGAGAAGACCACCUCCUGAGGGAGUAACUGCUCUUGGUCCUGUACCGCCAACCCCGGCCAACUGGAUCAAUGAUGAGCGUCAAGGGGAGCAUCUAGGCCGUAACAGAACACCGAACCCAGCUGGUUUAACUAUCGAUACGUCCGCCGCAGCUGAGUAUGGCUCACAAGCACAGCCUGAGUCUGCAUCUGCAUCCAACUCGGCGGGCUUAAACAGAACGGGGGCUGUUCGAGGCGAGAAGUCUAUCCGUGAGCGGAGGAACGAGAGUCGAACACGGCAAAGGUCAGAGAGUGAGAUUCAGCCGUUAUCUAAUAUUAUAGUGCCUAGUGCGCCGAGUUCAUCCCGGAGAACUCCAGCGCCCAAAGAAACUCCUCGUAGCGGCAGUAAAACAACGUCCGACAUGCCAAAGUCGGGAGAUGACGCGAAUAUGGAUUCUAGAAACUCCACACCUCGCCCAUCCGCCGGACUAGCGCCAGAAACACCGACGCCGCCAUUUUCUCCGCGGCCGCAAAAGGCUCACCAGAUCGCGGGGCCGGGUCACGCCAUAGCACCGAAGGCCCUUCCUACACCGCCCCCACAAAGUCGAUCAGGCUCCAACUCUUCCCAGGCACGACCAGAGAUACAUAGCUUGCUAGAUGGUUUAUCUUCGAGUGAUUCGUCUAUCUACCCUACGACUAAGCAAGCUGUCGUUAGUCAGACAGCCGAUCAAUUUUGUCGAGGCAGCAUCGGGCGAUUUCAAGUGUUUGCAAGCCAGGAAGCGACUGCGGCCUCAGACGCAGAGCGAGUCAAGCUAUUUACUGAUUUUAUAGUCAACGAAUCUAGACUACGACGCGAGAGAUAUUCAUCGGCUAUUGGAGCGAUGGGAUCCGAGAUAUUUGACUUGACGCGGGAUCUAUUCCGGCCCAUGAAGGUGCGGCGUGACUCGGCCAACUCACAGUUUAGCGAAUGGACUCCGCAGAUAUCCGAGACCACCUCGCAACGAAAUUCUUUCACUCCUGUUUCCCGUGAUCAAGGAAAGUCAAACUCCGCUCCGCCUUCCGCGAACCUGCCCCCCUCACCUGCAAAUGGACCACCGGUAAACCCGAAUUGGACCUCUCAGUAUAUGCCUUCAUUAUCGCCAAUCUUGAGCAUGAGUGUUAGCGAACACCUAGACGAGUCAAGUUCGCGAGGGCGGCCAGCAAGUCGUUGGUGGGAGUCGGAAUCGGGUGGCGAUUCAAAUCGAUUAGAAAGAACAAAGCGGGAAUCGAAGUACAUGGGUGUCCCUAAGGAAGCUAGAGAGGCUCUACAAUGGCAAGAUAUGCCACAGAGCGCAGACAGUCAAGCUGGGCCCAGCGACAGAUACUCGGAGAACGAGUAUCCGCCCGAAAAGGUCGGAUGGCAUGAGGCCAAACAAGAGACACCUCGACCAUACCGGAAUUCAUUGUUGUCCAUAACCUCUUCCGCGCCGAACACUCCGAGCCCGUCCCAUCUGGACGUAUCGCGGCUAGUCACAUUACCGCCGCCGUACCCACGCCACCACCCCGCAGUGAACAACAACCACCCCGAACUAUCAUCCAUACGCAACCACGUGCGGGCUCUAAGCGACAUGCGGGAGAUCCAAACAACCAAAGAGCGAUUCCAGCAAGAAACCCAGAAAGCACGGCACGAAGCCAUCCAAGCCGCCUCCACCCGCCAAAAGUCUCUCCGCGCCAACCUGCACCAAGAAAUCAGCUCGGGCAACAUGUCGUACGCGGAAGCCGCCGCGAUCGAAGCCGACACGCAAGCGACCGAGAACGCGAAAGCCAAAGAGCUCGAGAAGCAGGAAUUCGAGCGCUUCCAGACGUGCGUCGUGAUGCCGGUCAACGAACUCCUCACAUCCCGAAUCGCACAAGCCACAACGCUCUUCGACUCGCUGCGGUCGCGCCUCUUCGUCGAGACGCAGCAGGCGCCGGACCCCAACAUGCCGCAGGAGGAAGGCGACGAGCAGCCGGAGCUGCUGGAGAAGCUGACCCUCCUAAAAUGGAUCUUCGAGGCGCGCGAGGCGCUCCACCGCGACGUCUACGACCUCCUCUCCGCGCGCAACGACAUGUACAAGGAGAUGGUGCUGACGCCGUACCGGCUGUCGGGCAACGCGGAGAAGACGCGGACGGCGGAGGCGUUCUUCGCGGACGACGCGACGAAGCGGCGCGCCGCGUUCGCGGGCGAGGUGCUGCAGCGGACGCUCGAGUUCUUGGGCGUCGUCGAGGAGAACGUCGUCCGCGGCGUCGACAUGCAGCUCAACGCGUUCUGGGACCUCGCGCCCCCCUUGAAGCGGCUGCUCGACACGAUCCCGGCCUCCGUUGACGGCAGCUUCCGCAUCCAGAUCCCGCCCGCCGAGUACGACGAGAACCCGAGCUACGACGAGCACCCGCUGCAGUACCUCUUCAGCCUCCUGCUGCACGCCGAGAAGAGCACGUACCAGUUCAUCGAGUCCCAGACAAACUUGCUGUGUUUGUUGCAUGAGGUGAAAGAGGCUGUGUCGAGCGCGAGGGCGAAGGUCAGCGAGGCGGAGGGCCGCGAUCCGAGAGUCAUUGAGGAAGAGCGCAAGGCGGAGCAGACGCAGCUUACGGAUGAUCUGAAGGAGAAAGUACGCGUUGUGCAAGACCAGUGGGAGGGUGCGCUUGGCGAAGCCAUGAGGGGCGUGAAGGAACGGGUUGGGGAACAUCUCCUGUCGACGGGAGGGUGGGAUGAAAGUCUCGAGGAUGGGGGCGUUGGCGGUGUAUGAUGAGGAUAAAUAUUGGUGUUGAGGUUUUGAAGGCGAUGUUUAAGCGUCCCCCCCCCCCCAAAAAAAAAAAGGAGAAGAAAUAUUUGACGACGAUAGUCGAGCUCGGUUUAGUUCAGCGCUGGUGCAAUAGGAGUUGGCACGUGACUGGCUGCUUAUGCCUCCCUGCCUGCCUACUUGCGUGAUACCCCUUUUAGUUGAUGAUAGAUAUAUGCCUAGGUUACUUAGAUUAGGUAUGACGUUGAUGAUUUCAUGGUCAGGAUUCUUUUAGAUCUUUUAGUUUCCUUGGAUAGGCUUCACAGCAGUGGAUUCACCGAGGAUGAAUAAUGUUCUUAGAUCGAUACCUAUAAUAUAGGUAACUGGCAGUCAUAUAUACCUAUCUCGCAACUAUAUAUGCCACUCUGUUUGAUACC
Messenger RNA from Hypoxylon fragiforme, 4166 nucleotides. RefSeq lists its product as uncharacterized. Bases 199 to 3756 code for a protein of 1185 amino acids. The transcript has 2 exons. The record is from RefSeq and is a predicted model, not a curated record. NCBI's taxonomy places the organism in Eukaryota, Fungi, Ascomycota, Sordariomycetes, Xylariales, Hypoxylaceae.